CUUCCUGUGCGCCGGAGCCUCGCGCCACUCGGCGGAAUGGCUGCGUUCCUGCGAGCUCGUAAAUAUGUUCGUUGCGUUAUGCGUUUCUCCGACCGUGAACUGUAAGCCCCGGUGUUGAACGCUCGUGAGGAAUAUAUUAAAAAGAGGACGCCUACUAGCCCAGCUGUCAUGGCUGAAGAAAAAAACGAUAUUGGAGGAACACUUGAGGGUGAAGAUGAAGGUGCAGAUGACCCAAACCUGCAGGUGGAGCUCAACGUGUUCAGAGCACAGUGGAUGUCGGAGCUCACGCUGAGCUCCGGAGCGAGCGAUUCGAGUGGCCGACUUCUGCGAGCUAAAGGUCUGAAGAGGACACAGGACGUUGCCCGGGAGGAGAAGGCCACCGAGCUGUUCUUAAGAGCAGUUCAGGAAGAGCAGAAUGGGGCCGUCUACGAGGCAAUCAAGUUCUAUCGCAUGGCUAUGCAGCUGGUGCCUGACAUUGAGUUUAAAAUCAACUACAGCCGUCCUCCUGAUGCAGACCGGAGUGGAGGAAGCUACAUGGACAACAAUGUGGACGGUGAAAUCGAGGAUCUACUUUCCUACUUUGAGCAGGAGCUCACUCUGGAAAGCUCAUUUCCAAAGAUCUGUACUCCUGAGAUGGAUUUGACUCCGAUGCACAUUUCAGCCUUGCCACGUGAAAUUCUGAUGUACAUCUUCCGUUGGGUCGUGUCGAGUGAUCUGGACAUGCGAGCCUUGGAGCAGCUCUCUCUGGUCUGCCGUGGGUUUUACAUCUGUUCAAGGGACCCGGAGAUUUGGCAUUUGGCCUGUUCGAGAGUUUGGGGACGGAAGUGUACCAAACUCGUGCCCUUUAAAUCCUGGAGGGAGAUGUUUCUGCAAAGGCCUCGAGUUCGUUUCGAUGGUGUUUAUAUCAGCAAGACAUCAUACAUCCGUCAAGGAGAGGAAUCGCUGGAUGGAUUUUACAGAGCGUGGCAUCACGUUGAGUACUACAGGUACCUCCGGUUCUUCCCCGAUGGUCACGUCGUCAUGGUGACCACCCCCGAAGACCCUCUGUUAGUUGUUCCUCGCUUGCGUACUAAGAACAUCAGAAUGGAUUCUGUUCUGCUCGGACAUUUCCGUCUGUCACAGGAGACGGACAAUCAAACCAAAGUUUUUGCUGUUGUUUGUAAGAAAAAGGAGAAAGCGACCGAGUUUCAAAGGAAUCGGUUCUGCAGGCGGAACCCGCCUCCAGAGGCAGAGCACAGCUUCCACGUGGGACUGCAUCUGUGCUCGGGGGGGCGCCAGAGUUUUAGUAAGCUGGUGUGGAUCCACCACUCCUGCCACAUCACUUACAAGCUGACCGGGGAGACGGUCAUCACGGCGUUUGACCUGGACAGCAUGUACACCCCCUUCUUCUUCGCGCGUGUGAAGAGCUACACUGCUUUUUCUGAUCAGCCGCUUUAAGCUGAUUCCACAACAUGCAUUUGAUCCCAUUAAAGACCACAGACACGGUUCCUCCUCCAUCGAAAGAAAAGUCAUACUCUGCUUGUUUAGUUUGUGUUGCUGCAGCAUUACAGUCUCGACAUAUGAAUCCUCUGGUUUCCUACAUGCAGGUACUUUAUGUUUCAGGUUUACAUGAUAGAAUACUACUUAUGUUCUGAUUUCAGAAAUGGUGAUAACCUUCUGGGAGCUAAAGGAAUUAGCAACCUUUCCCACCCGCCCCAAGCAAGGAAUGUUCAUAUGGUGUUUGUUUCACGGCGCACUUUCUCCCUCAAAUAAACAGUGGUGAAUAAAAUGA
Gasterosteus aculeatus aculeatus (three-spined stickleback) is the source of this 1771-nucleotide messenger RNA. RefSeq names its product F-box protein 9 (gene fbxo9). The record is from RefSeq and is a predicted model, not a curated record. Gene Ontology annotation, molecular function: protein binding. Gene Ontology annotation, biological process: SCF-dependent proteasomal ubiquitin-dependent protein catabolic process. Gene Ontology annotation, cellular component: SCF ubiquitin ligase complex; cytoplasm. NCBI's taxonomy places the organism in Eukaryota, Metazoa, Chordata, Actinopteri, Perciformes, Gasterosteidae.